AUGUUGCAGCAGAGCAGCGGAGGUGGGACUGUGACUGUGGUGGGCUCAGACUUUGAGCUCCCCAACGAGAUACUCUCGGUGAUUCCCAUGGAUCCCUACGAGCAACUCAAUCUGGCCUGGAAGAUCACGUCCAUGGCACUGGCUUCGCGCAUGUCCAAACUCAAGUCCGAGAAGGACCAGGCGCUGUUCGACCUUAAGGACCGGUUCGGUGCACUCGAGCGAGCCUACCAGGAGGCCCAAGCCAGACUCAACAUCGCUCUCCAUGAUAAUACAGCUGAAACUGUUGAUAUUGGUACAUGUGACCAACCAGUUCCUAGGGUGUAUCCUGAUAAGGAUGAGGGGGCAAAUGGCUAUGUGGCACAUCAAUCUUUGACUGGCUCAACAGACCUAGCAAAUAAAACUGAUGAAGCGUCAUGGCGUUCUGGGCAAAUAUUAUCUAUUACUCCAUGUAUCACACCACGCCUUACACCAACUGGAACUCCAAAAAUUAUCUCCACAAGUGGAUCCCCUAGAGGUUACUCUUCUGUUGGAUCUCCUCAGAAAACUUCUGGUACAACAUCUCCUACAAAACCACCAUAUGAAGGGCGUGCCAUACUAUCUUCGUGGUACCCAUCAAGCCAGCAGUCAUCAGCAGCAAACUCUCCUCCUCGAGUACGUCCACAGCCAGGGCAGACUCCUCGAAUUGAUGGAAAGGAGUUUUUUCGUCAAGCCAGGAGUCGGCUAUCAUAUGAACAGUUCAGUGCAUUUCUGGUCAAUAUCAAGGAACUGAAUGCUCAAAAGCAAACUCGAGAGGAAACUCUAAGGAAAGCAGAAGAGAUAUUUGGGACGGAUAACAAAGAUCUUUACCUAUCAUUUCAGGGAUUGCUAAACCGCAAUGUGCGCUAGAACUCAAAAGUACAUUGCUUGUGAUGGUUUUUAAUAAUUGGUAUGUCUAUCUUCAGUCAACAUCUCACUCUUCAAACUAAAAACUACAAAAUGGACUGAAAACCUAAAUUACAAUUCUCAAAUUUUUACCCUAACCUCACUCUCCCUCCACUCAACCUCAUC
Molecule: messenger RNA, 1047 nt
Organism: Quercus robur (English oak)
Lineage: Eukaryota; Viridiplantae; Streptophyta; Magnoliopsida; Fagales; Fagaceae
Exons: 7
Coding region: 1-885 (294 amino acids)
Source: RefSeq, a predicted model, not a curated record